This is a messenger RNA of Venustampulla echinocandica, 846 nucleotides long. RefSeq lists its product as uncharacterized. NCBI's taxonomy places the organism in Eukaryota, Fungi, Ascomycota, Leotiomycetes, Helotiales, Pleuroascaceae. The record is from RefSeq and is a predicted model, not a curated record. The transcript is spliced from 3 exons. Bases 1 to 846 code for a protein of 281 amino acids.
AUGCAAACGCAGCAAAGCAUCAAAGCAGCAGCAGACAGGCGCAGACGCAGACGCAGGCGGAUGCAGAAGCAGCAAGUGGCAGCGGCAGCAGCAGAAGCAGCAGAUCACCCGCCAGAAGCCAAGCAGCACACACCGAGUGACCAAGAAACUCGAACCGCAAGCCCAGCAAUACCUACCCCCCAGUCGGUCGACUAUCGGACAAUCACCGGCGGGCGCUGUUCCAUUGCCCCUCCAUUGUUCGUAUCCUCCGGCCAGUUUUUUUUUCUUUCAGCUGCCCUGUGGGUGUCGCUGGAUCAGCCGGCGCGUGCCGCUGCGCAGUGCGGGCUGUUCUUCUUUGACGUCGCCAUCCUCGGAUCCGGAACCUGGAGGGCCGUUAAGGCCUCCGCUAAGCACCGAGUCCCUACUCACGUACACUGCACUGCACUGCACCGCACCACAGCGCCCACCACACGCUACAAAGUACGACCUCCAGCGCCUUGCAGCGGCCUCCAGUGGUCUCCAGUGCCUACCACACGCCCGAACACGCCUGAGCAACGCCUGAGCAGCGCCGAACAAACACCACCAACCGCUGUUCCCACCACGGUUCGCACCACCACGCCCGUGCUAAUACCCUCACACCCGCCCGCCGUCGCCCGCCCUUAUAGCUGCACCCUCUCCCCUCCUCCCUCCUCCCAGGCCCCGAGAGUCAGGCCCCAGACUGCCCGCGACCCAGGCCCGGAACCCAGCACUGAGAACCCAGAACCCCUCCACGGCCGUCCUCCUCACCAUCUCAUCUUGUCCAACUCCUCCUCGUUCUCCUCCUCCUCGUCCUCGUCCUCCUCCUCGUCCUCGACCGUCUAUUUCUGA